Messenger RNA from Meleagris gallopavo (turkey), 1298 nucleotides. NCBI's taxonomy places the organism in Eukaryota, Metazoa, Chordata, Aves, Galliformes, Phasianidae. The record is from RefSeq and is a predicted model, not a curated record.
GAUAAUAUGGGGAGUAACCACGUGUUAAUAGCUGUCUUUACCUGUCUUAAUUUGCCCUGUUUCAGGGAGCUGGAAUAUCGGCUGUUGGAGCAGUGCACAGUUGAUACAGGAUUAGCCAAAGGACAAAGCCUUCCGUCUGUAAUGGGCUCUGUUCCUGAAGACAUAGUUGAGGAUAUAAAAGUUCGCACUUGUUUUGUGAGUGAUCUCCAACGUGGACUGAAAAUCCAAGCAGCCAAGUUCAACAUUGAUGGCAGUGCUGAGCGUCCUUCACCGCCUCCAGAUGUGGACUAUCCUUUAGAUGGUGAAAAGAUUCUCCAUGUAGUUGGCUCCAUCCGAGACUCAGUUGCGGAAAUACUGUUUGAACAGGAUAAUGAAGAGACAUCUGUUGCCACUUUGAUCUUAGAUUCACUCAUUCAGUGUCCCAUAGACACCAGGAAGCAGUUGGCAGAGAACUUGGUGGUUAUGGGUGGCACUGCCAUGUUGCCGGGAUUCCUCCACAGACUGAUGGCUGAAAUCAGGUACCUGGUAGAGAAACCAAAAUACAGAGAAGUGCUUGCGACUAAAACCUUCAGAGUUCACGCUCCACCUGCCAAACCCAACUACGUGGCGUGGCUGGGAGGAGCCAUUUUUGGAGCACUUCAGGACAUUCUUGGGAGCAGGUCUGUGUCCAGAGAAUAUUACAGCCAGACGGGGCGCAUACCUGACUGGUGCUGUCUGAGUAAUCCUCCACUGGAGAUGAUGUUUGAUGUUGGAAAAGCACCCCCACCACUGAUGAAGAGGGCUUUUUCUACUGAGAAAUAAGCACUAAAAUGCUACACGAGGAUUCUCCUCUUCUGUUUCAAGUACAUGUAUAUAAAUAUCAGUAGGGUUUUUUAAUAUGAAGUAACCUGUGUGUAAUGCCAUUAAAUAUGACCAGUGUGGAUGUUCUGGGGGAGUACAGGGGUAGUUCCUAACACUGUAUGUGGAACUGUGUUCAUGUGCUGUUUAAAGAUGAAUUCUGUUAACUCCUCUGCUACUUUGUCACCCAGUGAAGAAAUGGUAUGUGGUCAUGAGUUGUAGCUUUCUGAGUUCUGUUAUUUAUUGGUGCAGUAAAUGACAUUGUGAAGGUGCUUUGUUUUAAGAUACUUUGAUGUAAAGUAGUGUGAGAAGACUGCAGGACUGUCUGCUUUGGGAAACAUCUGGAAGCUUUCCUGCCAACCUGAAGAGAGGAAUGCUUUACACAGGAUCAUGUGUUGGAACUGUUAGGAACUGGCUUGUGUUCCUUAGUGGAGUUGCUGGAACAGUAUUUCCCCUGAGAA